AAGGACCAUGGCUUGAGCAGCUGAGCUCAACGCGCGGCCUCAAGAGGAAGCUUUCGCGGCUCGAUUGGUAGAUAGGGACGCCAUGGAGCUGCUUCCUCUGCUUCUUGCCUGCUCCCUCCUGUUCACGGUCGCAACUCCUGCCCGGGACAUCCCCAGCGUCUGCGCUUCGCAAAUCAGCGAUUUCCCGCACCGGAACAGCUCCGGCCUCCACCUGACGCUGCACCACCCGCAGAGCGCCUGCUCACCGGCGCCGCUACCCUCCGACCUCCCCUUCUCCACCGUCCUCACCCACGACGAUGCGCGCGCUGCCCACCUCGCCUCCCGCCUCGACACCAAUAAUGACGCGCCGCCCCGCCGCCCGACGUCGCUCCGCAGCAAGAAGAAGGCCGCCGGCCACCUCGACGACUCCCUGGCCUCCGUGCCGCUCUCGCCGGGCGCGUCCAUAGGCGUGGGGAACUACGUCACCCAGCUGGGCCUCGGCACGCCGGCCACUUCCUACGCCAUGGUCGUCGACACGGGGUCGUCGCUCACGUGGCUGCAGUGCUCGCCGUGCGUCGUGUCGUGCCACCGCCAGGCCGGCCCGCUCUUCGACCCCAGGUCCUCCAGCACCUACGCCUCCGUGCCGUGCUCGGCGUCACAGUGCGGCGAGCUCCAGGCCGCCACGCUCAACCCGUCCGCCUGCUCCGUCUCUGGCGUCUGCGUCUACCAGGCCAGCUACGGCGACAGCUCGUUCUCCGUCGGCUAUCUCAGCAGGGACACCGUCUCCUUCGGCUCCGGCAGCUUCCCCGACUUCUACUACGGGUGCGGCCAGGACAACGAAGGCCUCUUCGGCCGCUCGGCGGGGCUCAUCGGCCUCGCGCGCAACAAGCUCUCCCUGCUCUACCAGCUCGCGCCCAGCCUCGGCUACUCCUUCUCAUACUGCCUCCCGACGUCAGCAUCGACGGGGUACCUCACCAUCGGGUCCUACAACCCGGGCCAGUACACGUACACGCCCAUGGCGUCGAGCUCCCUCGACGGCUCACUCUACUUCGUCACCCUCUCCGGGAUGUCGGUCGGCGGGAGCCCACUGGCGGUGUCGCAGUCGGAGUACGGCAGCCUGCCGACGAUCAUCGACUCCGGCACGGUGAUCACGCGCCUGCCGACGGGCGUGUACACGGCGCUGAGCAAGGCGGUGGCCGCGGCCAUGGGCGGGGCGCCGCGCGCCCCCGCGUUCUCCAUCCUGGACACGUGCUUCGAGGGCCAGGCGUCGCAGCUGCGCGUGCCGGCGGUGAGCAUGGCGUUCGCCGGCGGCGCGUCACUGAAACUGGCGACGAGGAACGUCCUCAUCAACGUCGAUGACUCCACCACGUGCCUGGCGUUCGCGCCCACGGACAGCACUGCCAUCAUCGGCAACACGCAGCAGCAGACGUUCAGCGUCGUCUACGACGUCGCGCAGUCCAGGAUCGGCUUCGCAGCCGGAGGCUGCAGCUGAAGGGUGAACUGCACUGCACGGCGCGCAUGGAUGUGAUGUGAGCUAUGGCCUGUCAGCUCAAGCAUGGUAAUUAAUUGGAAAUGCAUACAAAUGUAAAUUCAUUCAAGUUGAUGAAGACUGCAGUAUUACAAGUUACAGUACAUUGUCGAUUUUAUGCUCCUGCAAAGUGUACAUCAUUUAUAGGUAAACGGGACUGUUCUGAAUUUCUACAGCUCGUUGGAAGUGCCUACAAUUGUAAGGUAAAAAGGAACAGAAAUGUAAUGCCAGACGAUUUGGUCUAUCCAUUAUAUAUGUUAACUCA
Setaria italica (foxtail millet) is the source of this 1772-nucleotide messenger RNA. Its product is annotated as aspartyl protease family protein At5g10770. The transcript is spliced from 2 exons. Gene Ontology annotation, molecular function: aspartic-type endopeptidase activity. The record is from RefSeq and is a predicted model, not a curated record. Gene Ontology annotation, biological process: proteolysis. Lineage: Eukaryota; Viridiplantae; Streptophyta; Magnoliopsida; Poales; Poaceae. The coding region runs from base 83 to 1471 and encodes 462 amino acids.